AUGGCUCCAAUCGCCACCUCCUCACCCUCUCCCUCCCUCCCAACCAACAGCUCCAGCCUAGCCAGCUACAAAGGCUACGACCAUGUGCACUGGUACGUGGGCAACGCCAAACAAGCCGCCACCUUCUACAUCACGCGCAUGGGCUUCAAGCGCGUCGCCUACCGGGGCCUGGAGACCAACAGCCGAGCGAUCUGCUCGCACGUCGUCCGCAACGGCGAUAUCACCUUCAUCCUGACCUCUCCGCUCCGCUCGCUGGAGCAGGUCUCCCGCUUCGAGCCGGAAGAGCAGGAGCUGCUGCGGGACAUCCACCAGCACCUGGCGCAGCACGGCGAUGGCGUCAAGGACGUCGCGUUCGAGGUCGACUCGGUGGACGCCGUCUACAACGCAGCCGUGAGCAACGGUGCGAAAGCCAUCUCGGGUCCGCGCACCCUCGAGGACGCGGAUGGGCGGGUCCGCGUCGCCACCAUCCAGACCUACGGCCAGACGACACAUACUCUGAUCGAGCGGGGACAGUACCGCGGCGCCUUCCUGCCUGGCUACCGCGUGGAGCAGGGCGAUGCGGAUCCGAUCUCCGCGCUGCUGCCUGGGGUGCAUCUGCAGCGGAUUGAUCAUUGUGUUGGGAACCAGGACUGGGAUGAGAUGGACCAGGUUUGCCAGUACUACGAGAACGCCCUCGGAUUCCACCGCUUCUGGUCCGUCGACGACAAAGAUAUCUGCACCGAAUUCUCCGCUCUAAAGAGUAUCGUCAUGGCGUCGCCCAACGAAGUCGUCAAAAUGCCCAUCAACGAGCCCGCCAAGGGGAAGAAGCAGUCGCAGAUCGAGGAGUACGUGGACUUCUACAAUGGAGCCGGCGUGCAGCACAUUGCGCUCCUGACAGAUAACAUCAUCCGGGAUAUCCGCAACCUUAAGGCGCGCGGAGUGGAGUUCAUCAAGGUUCCCGACAACUACUACGAGGAUAUCAAGAUCCGGCUGAAGAAGGCGGGUCUGGUGCUCCACGAGGACUUUGAGGAGAUCCGGGAGUUGGAUAUCUUGAUUGACUUCGAUGAGGGGGGAUAUCUGCUUCAGUUGUUCACUAAGCAUCUCAUGGACCGUCCGACUGUUUUCAUUGAGAUUAUCCAGCGGCAUAAUUUCUCUGGGUUUGGCGCGGGGAACUUCAAGUCGUUGUUUGAGGCGAUUGAGCGGGAGCAGGCUCUACGGGGGAACCUUGUCUAG
Molecule: messenger RNA, 1212 nt
Organism: Aspergillus homomorphus CBS 101889
Lineage: Eukaryota; Fungi; Ascomycota; Eurotiomycetes; Eurotiales; Aspergillaceae
Product: 4-hydroxyphenylpyruvate dioxygenase family protein
Exons: 4
Coding region: 1-1212 (403 amino acids)
Biological process (GO): L-tyrosine catabolic process
Molecular function (GO): 4-hydroxyphenylpyruvate dioxygenase activity
Source: RefSeq, a predicted model, not a curated record